AUGAAAGCUGGAUCGGGUAUUUCUGAAAAUCGUGGUGGUGACAGACGUUCGCAGAAAAAUGUGGAAAAGCGCAAAAAAGUGAAAGCAUUCAUCGCAAGUUUAAAGGGGCAAGAGAGUCACUACGGAAGAGCGAAAUCUAAAAGGAUAUAUUUAUCUGCAGAGUACAAUAUCACCAUACUACAUAGGCUAUACAAUGAUAGCGUUGAAGAAAGCUAUAAACUAUCCACAGAAAGAUGGCGUGAGGAUGAGGAAUUGCAAUGGCUUCGUCCUAUUUUUCCAGAGCCCCUUGAAGAGCUACAAGAGAAUAGUGAUGAAGACAAUGAUGAAGAUAAUGCCCAAGAAGUAUGUAACUGCAUCGAGGAUGAUGAUGGAGUGAAAGUUUGA
This is a messenger RNA of Acanthoscelides obtectus, 384 nucleotides long. The record is from the annotation of a GenBank genome assembly. NCBI's taxonomy places the organism in Eukaryota, Metazoa, Arthropoda, Insecta, Coleoptera, Chrysomelidae.